CGGGCCGAUUUUCGCUAUGAGCUGUGACUGAUGAGAAUUAAAGGCCAUGGAUGAAGAUGGACUUGAAUUACAACCACAAGAGCCACAUUCAUUUUUUGAUCCAACAGUUUUACAGAACACUUCCCAUACAUUCCCAUUUGAUCAUCACAACAGUCCUGUGAGGUGCUACACACAUGGAUGGUGAUCAGAUUGUUGUGGAAGUACAAGAAACUGUUUUUGUUUCAGAUGUUGUGGAUUCAGACAUAACCGUGCAUAACUUCGUUCCUGAUGACCCAGACUCAGUUGUAAUCCAAGAUGUUAUUGAGGACGUUGUCAUAGAAGAUGUUCAGUGCUCAGAUAUCAUGGGUGAAGCAGAUGUAUCUGAAACAGUCAUCAUUCCAGAGCAAGUGCUGGACUCAGAUGUAACUGAAGAAGUUUCUUUAGCACACUGCACAGUCCCAGAUGAUGUUUUAGCCUCUGAUAUUACUUCAGCGUCAAUGUCUAUACCAGAACAUGUCUUGACAAGUGAAUCUAUACACGUGUCUGACGUUGGACACGUUGAACAUGUCGUUCAUGAUAGUGUAGUAGAGGCAGAAAUCGUCACUGAUCCUCUGACAACUGACGUAGUUUCAGAAGAAGUAUUGGUAGCAGAUUGUGCCUCUGAAGCAGUCAUAGAUGCCAAUGGGAUCCCUGUGGACCAGCAAGAUGAUGACAAAAGCAACUGUGAGGACUACCUUAUGAUUUCCUUGGAUGAUGCUGGGAAAAUGGAACACGAUGGUUCCUCUGGAAUGACCUUGGAUGCAGAGUCGGAAAUUGAUCCUUGUAAAGUUGAUGGCACUUGCCCCGAAGUCAUCAAGGUGUACAUUUUUAAAGCUGACCCUGGAGAGGAUGACUUAGGUGGCACCGUAGACAUUGUCGAGAGUGAGCCUGAGAAUGAUCAUGGAGUUGAACUACUUGAUCAGACUAACAGUAUUCGUGUACCAAGGGAGAAGAUGGUUUAUAUGACUGUCAAUGACUCUCAGCAAGAAGAUGAAGAUUUAAAUGUUGCUGAAAUUGCUGAUGAAGUUUAUAUGGAAGUGAUUGUAGGAGAAGAAGAUGCUGCCGCCGCCGCCGCCGCGGCCGCCGCACAUGAACAACAAAUCGAUGACAAUGAAAUCAAAACCUUCAUGCCAAUAGCGUGGGCAGCAGCUUAUGGUAAUAAUUCUGAUGGAAUUGAAAACCGGAAUGGCACUGCAAGUGCCCUCUUGCACAUAGAUGAGUCUGCUGGGCUCGGCAGACUGGCUAAACAAAAACCAAAGAAAAGGAGAAGACCUGAUUCCAGGCAGUACCAAACAGCAAUAAUUAUUGGCCCUGAUGGACAUCCCUUGACUGUCUAUCCUUGCAUGAUUUGUGGGAAAAAGUUUAAGUCAAGAGGCUUUUUGAAAAGGCACAUGAAAAACCAUCCUGAACACCUUACCAAGAAGAAGUACCGCUGUACUGACUGUGAUUACACUACCAACAAGAAGAUAAGUUUACACAAUCAUCUGGAGAGCCACAAGCUGACCAGCAAGGCAGAGAAGGCCAUUGAAUGCGAUGAGUGUGGGAAGCAUUUCUCUCAUGCUGGGGCUUUGUUUACUCACAAAAUGGUGCAUAAGGAAAAAGGAGCCAACAAAAUGCACAAGUGUAAAUUUUGUGAAUACGAGACAGCUGAACAAGGGUUACUGAAUCGCCACCUUUUGGCAGUCCACAGCAAGAACUUUCCUCAUAUUUGCGUAGAGUGCGGUAAAGGUUUUCGCCACCCAUCAGAGCUCAAAAAGCACAUGCGGAUCCAUACUGGGGAGAAGCCGUACCAAUGCCAGUACUGCGAAUAUAGAUCUGCAGACUCUUCUAACUUGAAAACGCAUGUAAAAACGAAGCAUAGUAAAGAGAUGCCGUUCAAGUGUGACAUUUGUCUUCUGACGUUCUCAGAUACCAAAGAGGUGCAGCAACAUGCUCUUAUUCACCAAGAAAGCAAAACACACCAGUGUUUGCAUUGUGACCACAAGAGUUCGAACUCAAGUGAUUUGAAACGACACAUAAUUUCAGUUCACACGAAGGACUACCCCCAUAAGUGUGACAUGUGUGAGAAAGGCUUUCACAGGCCUUCAGAACUCAAGAAACACGUGGCUGCCCACAAGGGUAAAAAAAUGCACCAGUGUAGACAUUGUGACUUUAAGAUCGCAGACCCAUUUGUUCUAAGUCGCCAUAUUCUUUCGGUUCACACGAAAGAUCUUCCAUUUAGGUGUAAGAGAUGUAGAAAGGGAUUUAGGCAACAGAAUGAGCUUAAAAAGCACAUGAAGACACACAGUGGCAGGAAAGUAUAUCAGUGUGAGUACUGUGAGUAUAGCACUACAGACGCCUCAGGCUUUAAGCGGCAUGUUAUUUCCAUUCAUACAAAAGACUAUCCUCACCGAUGUGAGUACUGCAAGAAAGGGUUCCGAAGACCUUCAGAAAAGAACCAGCACAUAAUGCGGCAUCAUAAAGAAGUCGGCCUGCCCUAACAGUACUUCUAGAGACGUUUGUAGAGACGUUGGCCUUGAAGCAGAAAAUUCAUUUUAAAGCCAGUCUCGUUCACAUAUAAUACUGUAUAUUGAUUUAUGCUGUGUACAAAUGGAAUUGUUGCUUCUAGUUGACUUUUUUUUUUUUUUUUUUACAUUUUGUUCAGUAGCGUGUUCUGAUUUCUAUUCAGUUUGUUUAAUCAAUAGGGAAAAGCAGCAACAAGCAAGUUGCUUUUAACAAAGUAAUCCCUGAUUCUAUACUGAAGUUUUCUAUCUUAGAAGUUUUAUAUUUAUUUAAAUAUUUACCUUGCUUACCUUGAUGGUACUCUUCUAAGACCAUUUAACUUAAAGUUAAGGUAACUUUAGAUUGGUUACUCUGAAAGUAAUCACACUGACUCAUUUCCUCCUCCCCUCAUAAAUUUCUCACAAUAAAAUUGUCAGAGACAUCUACUAACAUACAUGGGAGAUCUUACAGUUAAGUCUAACUAUGAUAACAUGAAAGUCACUUACUUGUCUUGCUUAAUCUUUUCAGACCACAUGACAAUGAAAGUUUCCAUUUGAGCUUUUGCAUCCCUGGCAUUGCUGAGUAAAGAACAGUGGCUGGGUUUGUGUUUGCUUUUCAUUUUGUUUAGCAGACGAAAUAUACUUUUGAGGGGCUUUCUUUGGAGUAUUUACAUCUUUGUCGGCAUAGCAAUCUUUUAGUGAACUUCAUUGAGAAAUUUUGCUUGAUCCUGUUGUAUUUUGAUUAUUCUGUCUGUGCUGCUUUGUCUUGGAAUGGUUGUGUGCUACCAAUGAGACUUAUUGAGGACUGCAUUUUGGAAUCUCCUAGAGGUAAUUCACGGCUUAUAGGAUCUUUUGCAACUUUAUAUAUGUAAAUGUACUCUGAAUUAUAUAUAUGCAUAUAUAUAUAUAUAUAACACGUAUCUGUGUGUAUUGCUUAUUUUACAUAUUUAUACACACAACCCCAAGUAGUAGUUGUUUAAAAUCUAUAAUGAGAAAAGUAUUAAAUUUACAAUAACAUGAAAGAUGCAGGGAUGUAUGAGAGCAUUUUGUAAAUCAUGCUCUUCAGAGAGACUACUCAGGUGAAGAAUUAGAAGGAAAAUAAGGACACUAGUAUUUUUAAAGAGUAAAGGUAUUUUCUUUUAAAUAUCUUUGGUAAUUGAAAAGUAGAAGUUAAGAUGUUUCUAGAUAGAAUGUUUUCAUACAACUUCAGCUCCAUGCCUUUAUAUUUUUCUGAAAAGCUAAUGAGUAUCCAGACAUACCUCCCUCGGUUCUCUCCGAGAAGCCCAUGAGGGAACUCUAUGUCACCAAGUGAGGGGGGACUAUGGAAGCUACUACUAUGGCUCCAUCUACCAGAGAUUGGGUGCUAAUUAUGAUUUAUACUCGGCAAGUUCAGCCUGCUUUGUUAUUUCUUAGUUACAGUUAGCAAACUUUAAAAUACUUAACACUCAAGUUGGCUUUGAUUAGAAGAUAAAGGUAUGUUUUAAGUGCAUGAGGAAAAUCUGAGGCCUUAUUGGGAACAUCACCAAGUCUUUCAGUUUUGUUUUCCUUAUAGAGUUGAUAUUUUUUAACAAAUGGUUCUGAAUCAGUCACAAAUUCAUAAAAUGAGCUCAGAAUUUGGUUACGUUAAGAUGAAUUUUGGAGAACAAGCCAGUUUUGGGGUCCUUAAGUUGGCUGUUGGCACAUGAGUAUCUGGCACAUUGUGGGAGAUUUAGGACUUUUCUUCCCACUUGAUAGCUGCCUUGCCACUUCAUUAUGGUGCUCCAUCCCCUUUGUGCUUUUAGGUUUUUACCUUUCAUCUUUCUUUUUGCUGUCGAUAUUUGUAUUCAAGAGUUUAUAGGGUUAGAGAUCUAAAUAUUUGGUGUUUGGCAAGCCUCUGAAGUGCUAGAUUGAUUUAGUUCAGUUCUAAAUCAAGUACUUUAGGCUAAUAUGAAUUUGAACCUGAAUACCAGUCAAAACCAAGGCAUGGGCCUAUCCCUGUGGGAACUCCUGUGCCCUCUUGGCCUCCAUAACGUGCUUUUUUUAAAAAAGUAACUUAACGUUGUGUGAUUCAUUGCCCCGCAGUACUAUUCUUGAAAGCUCUGUCUUUUUUUGUGAGAACCUUUAAAAUCUCUCUCAUUUUUUAUUUUUCCCAGAGAUAAUGUAAAACAUUUAAAUGAAAGUGGGAAUUUAUUAAUUUUAAAACAUCCUGUAAAAUUUGAAAAUUAAAUAAUUGGUCAUUUAACUAUAUUUUUUUAAAUAAACUGAAAGAUAAAGAACACAACAUUUUACACACUUUAUAUUUCUCUUACAUAGUCUGGAAUCAUACACAGUUCUUUUCUUUUUAAAGCACAAUAUUGAAACCUUUAAAAGGUAUUUAAGGGUUUGGUCAAGUGAAUAUGAUAAAAUGUAUUUGUCUGUAUAAAGAGAAAAUCAAAUUGUAGUCACUGUUAUGUACUGACAUUAGUUACAACCUAGUUUUAAUUCUUAAAACAAUUUUGAUUAGCAAAGCUAAAAAAAUGGAUGUUUCAGUUAAAUGUUUUAAAGAGGUACAGAUUUUUACAAGGACAUAAUAUAAGUUAUUGUUCUGUAGAAAUAUCCUAUUAAAUAUUGUAUGUCCCUCCUUCUGUACACUUUGUAAAAAAAGUAAAAUACAUAAAAAGAAAAUCAUAUAGGGAUGUGUGACAUUAUUGUAAUUGUGUACUUGAGAAUAACGUGCAAAAAUAAAAAUCAGAAUAUUUUCCUGUUAAUGAAUGUUUAGUCUAUUUGAUACCAGUACUAAGUUAAUGCUUUUUCUUAAGAAAAAUGUACAGUUUUUGUAAACCUAAUAAACAUCAAAAGCAGCUGA
Pteropus alecto (black flying fox) is the source of this 5322-nucleotide messenger RNA. RefSeq names its product zinc finger protein X-linked (gene ZFX). Lineage: Eukaryota; Metazoa; Chordata; Mammalia; Chiroptera; Pteropodidae. Gene Ontology annotation, molecular function: DNA-binding transcription factor activity, RNA polymerase II-specific; metal ion binding; RNA polymerase II cis-regulatory region sequence-specific DNA binding. The record is from RefSeq and is a predicted model, not a curated record. The coding region runs from base 174 to 2498 and encodes 774 amino acids. The transcript is spliced from 9 exons. Gene Ontology annotation, biological process: regulation of transcription by RNA polymerase II. Gene Ontology annotation, cellular component: nucleus.